Molecule: messenger RNA, 1087 nt
Organism: Spodoptera exigua (beet armyworm)
Lineage: Eukaryota; Metazoa; Arthropoda; Insecta; Lepidoptera; Noctuidae
Source: the annotation of a GenBank genome assembly
CUUUGACGUAAGAUUUUCCUAUCAAAGUGACAUAAACAGUUCCGAAAUUCAACUACUCUGUCUGGGUUUUUCAUAAUUUUUAUAUUUUUUAUGCCUUACGGUAUUUAAUUUAAUUUAGGUCAAAAUCUUUGUUGCUCAGAUGCUUAUCCAUAUUUCACCAUGGCUAUAUGGCGUAGUACGGUCGCUGAGCACCUCGUCGAGAUAUUUAGCCAGCAGUAAUCACUAUGAUGUGCUUGGAAUAACUCCUAAUGCGACACAGAAUGAUAUAAAAACUGCUUACUACAAACUGUCCAAAGUAUACCAUCCAGACAAGUCUAGCGAUGAAACGUCAGCCAAAAAGUUUAGAGCCAUAACUGAAGCCUAUGAGGUAUUAGGAAAUGUAAAAUUAAAAAAGAUGUAUGAUAGAGGGUUGCUAGGUGCAAGAGGGAAAUCCAAAAUGAGUUCGAAUUAUGAGCCAGACCCUGAGCCAACAGAUCCCACACUCAAAUUCUAUAAAUCUCAUGCAUACCGUAAGGUGGUGCCUACAAUGGAUGGUAGAAGGCCUAUUUAUGACUUUGAUGCUUGGUCUAAAAACCACUAUGGAGAUUUAUUUGAAAAAUCAAAAUAUGAGAAAGAGUUUAUAAGAAAGAAACAAGAAAAGCAAUUAGAUUAUGAACAAUCAAGUAAACAAGAAGUUUUUAUGUACAUGAUGGUAGCUCUAGGGGGUCUGUUUCUAUUCUUGGUAGCUCAAGGCAAAACUGAUUAUGAUAAGGAUAGAAUCACACAAAAUAAAAAUAAUACACGAGAAAAUUAAUAGAUUUUGUCCUUGCAAACAUGCCUUAGUAAAUUGUCAGUUAGCAUAAUAGAAAAUUAAGUAUUGUGAUAUGUAAUAACAUUUACCUCUCAAACAUGGAAAAAGUCAGACUGGGAUUCAUUAAAAACAAUGCUAUUGCUGGUCUCCUCUUCUAUGUUGAUGUUUGGAGGGUUAAAUAGAUUCACAUAUUAAUAUAUUUUUUCAAAUCUUGUAAAUACUGUACAUAUUAAUAAUUUAACGACAGUGACCUUUAGUGGUAGUAAAAAAACAAUAUUAAACAGAUAUUACAAUCAA